AUGAGACGAGAAGAUGAGGAGUUUGAUGAAGAAGAUGAAGCAUGGCGCAACAAACAAUAUGUGGCAGCCAUGGUGUGUCAACCAACUGAGGAACAACCUCAAUGUGGUGGCUCUGUUGCUGGUCGCUUUUACAAACCACGAAACAGAGCGAUGACGCAUGCCAAUCUAAUGAACAACUACUUCAACCCCAACUCGAUGUACACAGAAGAUGAUUUCAGACGUCGUUUUAGGAUGAGGCGUCAUGUCUUCAAGCGUGUACUUUAUGAUGUCCAUCAUGUCAACCCAUAUUUUCAACAGAAGCUGGACAGACUUUACAAAGAAGAGUACCUCCGGAAGCCAAAUCAAGAAUAUAUGGAUCGGCUCUUUCACAAAGCUAAAGACCGUGGGUUUCCGGGCAUCAUAGGGUCAUUAGACUGCAUGCAUUGGAAUUGGAAGAAUUAUCCCAUCGGAUGGCAAUGA
Molecule: messenger RNA, 459 nt
Organism: Pyrus x bretschneideri (Chinese white pear)
Lineage: Eukaryota; Viridiplantae; Streptophyta; Magnoliopsida; Rosales; Rosaceae
Exons: 2
Coding region: 1-459 (152 amino acids)
Source: RefSeq, a predicted model, not a curated record